AUGUCGAACCCGUUCGUCGAGCCGCUCCUGCCGUCGGAGAACCGCCGGGGCGAGAACUCGGACACCUUCAGCAGCCUCCACAUCGGCAUCCGGGAGGACAAGACGGACGCCCUCCUCGGCGACUCGCUCCGCGUCAACGACGAGACCGAGGAGAUCGGCGAGGCGACGCUGAGCCAGCUCCGCACGCAGCGGGAGCAGCUCCAGACCGCGUCGAGCCAGGCGCGCGACACGCACCAGGUCACGCGCGACGCGCGCGCGACGCUCAAGCACAUCGCCUGGAAGGUCUUCCGCGAGAAGCUCACGCUCGUGCUCGUCAUCGUGUGCAUGCUCGUCAUCGACUGCGCCCUCGCCUACCGCCUGAUCACGCACAAGGGCGACCUCUGA
Molecule: messenger RNA, 384 nt
Organism: Aureococcus anophagefferens
Lineage: Eukaryota; Pelagophyceae; Pelagomonadales; Pelagomonadaceae
Exons: 1
Coding region: 1-384 (127 amino acids)
Biological process (GO): vesicle fusion
Cellular component (GO): endoplasmic reticulum membrane; Golgi apparatus; late endosome membrane
Molecular function (GO): SNARE binding; SNAP receptor activity
Source: RefSeq, a predicted model, not a curated record